AUGAAUCCUAUGGAGUUGAUUAAAAUUGGAAAGGUGGAGAAUGUUAGGAUGCUAGAUAGGUACAGUAAUAAACACUCGGUAGGAACUUUGUAUUUGACAGCAACACAUUUAAUUUUCACAUACCCGAAUGAAAAGAAACAGAUUUGGGUGUUGAAUACGCAUAUCGCUAGUAUUGAAAAACAGCCACUGACUACUGCUGGAUCUCCGCUGCAUAUUAAGUGCAAACAUUUUUUGACAAUGACCUUUAUUAUUACUAAGGAACGAGACUGCCAUGAUAUUUAUUUAACGUUAAUGAGACUAUCUUCUCCAGCUCGAAUAGAUGAUGUCUAUUGUUUCCAUUCGCGAAUAAGUAAAAACUUGACACCCAAGUUCGACGGCUGGAGUUUAUUUGACAUUCAGAAUGAGUUCCAACGACAAGGACUUCCUAACUCUGAAUGGACACUCACUUACUUGAAUACUAGCUAUGAACUUUGUGAUACUUAUCCUAGAUAUCUUUAUGUUCCCUCUACUUGUACAAAUAAUGUUCUUGUUGGAAGCGCCAAGUUUCGAAGCAAAGGACGUCUACCUGUCCUCACUUAUCUUCACUCUAAUAAGGCUGCAAUUUGUCGGUGUAGUCAACCGUUGUCGGGAUUCAACGCACGAUGUCCUGAGGAUGAACAAAUGCUGUAUCAUAUUCUUUGUACGAAUCCUAAUGCUAAGUUUAUGUAUGUCGUUGAUACCCGGCCCAGAAUAAAUGCAAUGGCCAAUAGAGCAGCAGGAAAAGGAUAUGAAAAUGAAAACUUUUAUGACAAUAUAAAAUUCCGUUUUUUUGGAAUUGAAAAUAUUCAUGUUAUGAGAGCGAGUUUAAGUAAACUUAUUGAUUUACAAAAAACUACAUCGAUGAGCGCAUUUCUAAAUGGUUUAGAAAGCAGUGGUUGGUUGAAACACAUAAGAUCAAUUUUGGAGACCAGUUGGUUUAUCGCCAAAGCAAUAAUAAACGGAACAAACGUUGUUGUUCACUGUAGUGAUGGCUGGGAUCGUACUGCUCAAGUUUGUUCAGUAGCAGCCUUGCUUUUAGAUCCGUUUUACAGAACAAUUCAAGGAUUUCAAGCUUUAAUAGAAAAAGACUGGCUAGCAUUUGGACACAAAUUCAGUGAUCGAUGCGGCCAUAUUACAUCUGAUCCCAAAGAAUUAGCUCCAAUUUUUACUCAAUUUAUUGACGUGACAUACCAAUUAAUGCACCAAUUUCCUUAUAUGUUUCAAUUUAACGAAUACUUUUUACUAGUUCUCCAUGAUCAUGUACACAGCUGUCAGCAUGGUACAUUUAUUGGUAAUAACGAAAAAGAGAGACAGUUGUUACGAUUGUCAGAAAGAACGAAAUCAUUGUGGGAAGAUAUAGCGGCUGAAAUAAACGAGUAUAUAAAUCCUCUGUACGCGUGUAAUAAUUACAAAGAUGAAUGCAAUAAAGUAUUAGAACCAAAGCUAUCACCGCAAAAUAUUGAACUGUGGAAAGGUUUGUAUUUUCGAUUUGAAAAUGGAAUUCAUCCCCGAGAGACUGGACAAGAUUAUGUGCUUGCCCUUCACAAUCACACGACUUCCCUAGAGGAUCAUGUUAAAUUACUAAUUAAAAGAGUCAAUAAUUUAAGUCAAUUGCCCAAGAGUCAACAAAACAAUCAACCAAAUUACAAUUACGACGAUGAGUUCAGUAAAGACCUGGACUCGGAAAAAAUAAUUGACAAAGAUGAAAAUGACAUCGGGGGUGCUAAUAAUGAUGCUUUAGUAAAUCAAAUAGAGAGUGAGCUCAAAAGUGUUGCGCUUGACUGGAAAACUAGUAGUAAAGUUGAGGAAUGCUCUUGCUGCUCAACUUUUGACGCUUUUAAUAAAAAGAAUCAUUGUUGGUCUUGCGGAGACGUAUUUUGCAUACGAUGCAUCGAAGAAGAGCCCAAAUUACUAUCAGGUCAUUUAUCUCAACGCCCAGUACCCACGUGUAAAUCUUGCUCACGAAGAUCUCCGAUAACACCUUCCUGA
Cotesia congregata is the source of this 2007-nucleotide messenger RNA. The record is from the annotation of a GenBank genome assembly. Lineage: Eukaryota; Metazoa; Arthropoda; Insecta; Hymenoptera; Braconidae.